Molecule: messenger RNA, 3282 nt
Organism: Exophiala aquamarina CBS 119918
Lineage: Eukaryota; Fungi; Ascomycota; Eurotiomycetes; Chaetothyriales; Herpotrichiellaceae
Exons: 4
Coding region: 1-3282 (1093 amino acids)
Source: RefSeq, a predicted model, not a curated record
AUGACACAACCAAUACCCUCCAUAUCACCACGGAGACAACUCCUCAACCAUGUCGUUGACAGACGUGCAAGGGAGAGCCCUAAGAUGAUCUAUGCUGAAUAUCCCAUCUCCUCUACUGGAUAUGACCAAGGAUUUCUGAAGAUCACGUACGCAGAUUUAGCUAAUGCCAUUAACGGUCUUGCCUGGUGGCUGCACAAUACCAUAGGGCCGGGCAACGAUUUCGAGACUCUGGCAUACAUUGGACCACUUGACGUCAGGUAUAAUGCACUACUUCUAGGUGCAGUGAAAGCAGGGUACAAGGUCCUGCUAACCUCACCCCGGAACAGCCUGCCAGCUCACAUCAAUUUAUUCAAUCUCCUUAAAUGUCGCAAAUUGGUCACACCCAACCCAAGACCGCAGGCAGUGACAACGAUAGUCGCUUCUCAUGAAAUUGAACUUCUCGAAAUUCCAACCGUAGAUGAACUUCUAAGCAAAGUCUAUCUCUCAUACCCAUACGCAAAAUCCUUUGAGCAGGCCCAUACGGAUCCUCUCGUGGUCUUGCACACCUCUGGGACCACAGGCCUACCUAAACCGAUAAUCUGGACGCAUGAUUUUGCUGAUAGCUGGCUGUACUGGGUCAGCCUGGAUGGCCCCAGUGGGUAUAACAACCAGCACGCUAUGUGGUCGCCAGGCCGACUGUUUUUCUUGUUUCCUCCCUUCCAUGCCGCUUCCAUGUUCGGUUCAAUUCUCGGAGCAAUAUACCGACAGACAACCGUCAUUUUUCCACCUGCAGGACUAAUCCCCUCUGCACAAGUUCUUGCGGAUGGACUUAAACAUACUACUGCAGACUGUGCUGCCAUCGUGCCAUUGGUAGCAGAAGAAAUGUCCAACAAACCAGAGCUCCUAGACUUUAUUUCCCAAAAUCUCGCAUCAAUAUUUUAUUCUGGAGGCACAAUCAGCCAGGCGAUGGGCGAUAGAAUCUCAGAGAGAAUGAAAUUUUUCUCUAUAAUUGGAACAACAGAGACUGGUUUAUUUCCCACCAUAUAUCCGGCCGAUCACUGGCCGACUGCGGAGUGGAGAUAUUUCCAGUUCAAUCCAGGAUACCAGUUUGAAUUUCAACAAGCCUCAGAAGGAGAAUAUGAAGCAGUUAUCGUCCGCCAUCCUGAGGCUGACAAGGAACAACCUGUUUUCAAAGUUUUUCCCAACAUCAAAGAGUAUCGGACUGGUGAUUUGUAUGUGGCGCAUCCCUCUAAGAGAAAUCUCUGGCAUUAUCGUGGGAGGGGAGAUGAUAUCAUCGUCUUCCUUACUGGCGAAAAGACAAAUCCAACCACUAUGGAGCAAACCAUCUCAACGCAUCCGAAGGUCAAAUCAGUGCUUGUGCUUGGUUCGAUGAAAUUCCAGGCUGCCCUCCUAGUUGAAAUGGAGGAGGCCACCAUCCUUACGACGCCACAACGAGCGCAAAUCAUCGAGGAACUAUGGCCCACAAUUCAAACAGCAAACGCAGAUUGCCCACGUCAUGCUCAGAUCAAGAAAUCACACAUCAUGUUCGUCAAUCCGGCGAAGCCCAUACUUCGUUCGGCGAAAGGCACAAUUCAGAGACGACCCACUCUGCAGUCGUACGAGAAAGAGAUCGAUGAACUAUACACGGAUGCUGAGAAACUAGCCGUCCUGGAUGUGGAAGACCUCGACAUAUCUGGACGGUCAAUUGACUGUAAGGAUUUCAAGGCCGUCGCCUCCUUCCUAUCGGAGACCGUCAGCAGGUUCAUGGAGUCGAGAGCGUUUGCAGAGGACGAGAACUUCUUCCUCACAGGGAUGGAUUCCCUACAGGCACUCCAGAUGACACGUCGCUUGAAGGCUGUUCUUGCGCUACCAGAUCUGGGGAUUAGCACAGUCUACGCACACCCAACAAUCAAAUUACUCACGAAUGCAAUAGUAGACCUAGCCGGCCAAGACCAUGCGUCAGAUACAUCGAAACAGCUCUCCAGGGCCGAGAUGGUCGAAAAGACAAUACGAGAAUACACCUCCCUAGUCGACGAGAUCGCACAAUCUGCUGGGUCGAUAGACGCACUCACCAAACGCGACUCCGGCGUGGAGCUCAAUGGCGGUAGGGUAGUCCUCCUCACCGGCUCGACCGGUGCAAUCGGCUGCUACCUACUGCAAGUAUUGCUCUCAGAUCCUUCCGUACUGCACAUCUACUGCCUGAAUCGAUCCGAGGACUCGGAGGGCCUCCAGCAGAAACGCUCACAAGCACGCGGCCUCCCGACUAACUUCCCGACUGCACGCGUCACAUUCUUACAGACCAAACUGGACAAACCGCAGCUAGGACUCGACAGCGCGAUCUACGGACGCCUGAAACAAACCACCACCACCAUUAUCCAUAACGCGUGGCCAGUGAACUUCAAUCUGACGCUCCCGACCUUCGCGCCGCACCUCCAGGGCGUCGUGAACCUCCUUAAACUCUCCUCCUCCACCACCCGCCGCACACGCAUCACAUUCAUCUCCUCCGUGAGUUCGGUCAUGGGGUCCACCGAAAACCCGAUCCCGGAAAGAAUCCUCACCGACACUUCCGCCCCACUGCCCAUGGGCUACGGCCAAAGCAAGUACAUCGCGGAGAGGAUCCUCGGGCACGCCGCGGCAGACAACAAGCUGCACAACACGGACGUGACAAUCGUGCGGGUUGGGCAAGUCGCAGGGCCCGCCCACAUGCCUGGGAGCUGGAACAAGUGGGAGUGGUUCCCGAGCCUCGUGCGCAGCAGUCUUCAUCUGAAAAUGAUCCCCAGGUCCCUGGGCAAGGGGAGGAACAACCAAAUCGACUGGGUGCCCAUCGAUGUCCUCGCGAACACGCUCGCAGAAUAUGCGCUUGUUGGAGGAGGUCCCGAGACCGCAGCUGAAGGACGAGAGUCAGGCGCGAGAGUCCUCCACCCUCAAAACGCACGUGCCACCACGUGGGACGACUUACGUCCUCAGGUCAUUUCCGCGCUGGAGACGGCCGCCGCAAAGCCCAUUGGAAACCCGCGGACGACCAUCAGGGAAGUGCCGCUUAGCACGUGGAUCGAGCACGUGCAGAAGGACGUGAGCGAGUUGAACACCGCCGCGAAGCUCGAGGCCAUGCUGCAGGUGAAUCCUGCGGUGAAGUUGCUGGACUUCUACCAUGGCUUGCUUGUUGGAGACGAGAUGUCUGCCUUGGAUGGACAGAAGGCUCUGCAGGCGAGUAAGCAUCUGAGAGUUCUCGAUGGGAUUCAUGCGGAUUGGGUGACCAAGUGGGUUGGCGGUUGGGUGGACGGCUACGCCUUGGUCAUUUGA